Messenger RNA from Heterotrigona itama, 2347 nucleotides. The record is from the annotation of a GenBank genome assembly. NCBI's taxonomy places the organism in Eukaryota, Metazoa, Arthropoda, Insecta, Hymenoptera, Apidae.
GAUGUAACAACGGUAUCAACCUUAAAAUCUAGUAUGACGUUUAUUAUACAGGCAGUUGCUUGCGUUGUAUCAAAAUACUGUGCUCUUAGUGAUUGGCUUAGACAAAUAUUAAAUUAAAUUUCAAUCGAAUUAGAAAAAGACCGAUUAUUCUUGUACUUUACAAGUUGUACCAUCAAGCUGUAAGAAGCACGAUGACGGAUCCAACAGGGUUACGAAUGAACGUGGCCGCUCUGAAACGAGUAGAUCCCUAUGUAAAAGAUAUUCUGGAAACUGCGACACACGUAGCACUUUAUACUUUUAAUGCAGUUAAUCAUGAGUGGGAAAAAACUAAUAUUGAAGGUGCUCUGUUCGUAUAUUCGCGAAGUGGCGAGCCCUAUAACAGUGUUCUUAUCAUGAAUAGAUUAAAUACAAAUAAUCUAGUAGAACCAGUUACACAAGGUUUGGACUUACAACUUCAAGAGCCUUUUUUACUAUAUAGAAAUUCCAGAUGCAACAUUUAUGGCAUUUGGUUUUAUGAUAAAGAGGAAUGUGUACGAAUUGGUGCAAUGUUGAAUAAGCUUAUUAAAGAAUCAGAAGAGAACCGCAAAACUUACAAUAAACCUGCUGUUAAUGUAAAAAAGGAUUCUGGCCCUAACAUGAACAAUGUUGAUAUAUUUAGUAUGCUUAGUAAAGCUCAAGAGGACUUUAAUAUCAAUAGAAAUAAUAGUAGUAGUGGAGGUGGUAUCAGAGAAAGAUUUAGUACUAAAUCUCCAAUAGGUACUCCUACAACAGAUGAUGUAUCUGGACCACUAGCUGCACCAUUAGGUCCAGAUGUUACUUCACAGAGUGUAAUGGAUUUUUUUGCAAAAGCAAAAGUUAAUACUGGACAUUUCAAGGCUGCAGAUCAGCCUACUCCGGGGGGUACUGUCACAAAUGAAAGUAAACCUUUGCUUGCUCGAUUAAUGUCACACCCAGCAGCUCACACACUUGAACAUAUUGAAAAACAACAUAGAUCUAUAACCCCUCAGCCAGCUACUCAACAACAAUCUCAAACAACUCCAACUGCUAUAUUGACUGCUAACAGUGCUAGUAAUACUACAUCUUUAAACAGAACAAAAAAACAAAGCAGAUCUGUGUCUCAGCAAGAUUCAAUGUUACCUACGCCUCCAUCUUUAACUCUGGAAGCCCUAACACCUAUGAAUCAAAAUACUACCGAUACAAAUGGAACAAUAGGAUUUCUUAGGAUACAAUCACCUACAAAUGCAUCAACUUCUACUUCGACAAAUCAUCAAGCAUCAGAUAUUAUCAGCUCUAGCAGUUCAAAUCCACUUGCAUCUUUGUUUGCUCAUGCAUCUGCGACAACGGCAUCAGAAGAUAUUACGGCCCCCACUCUAUCAGGAAGAGGAUCAGCACCGACAUUAAUUCCUCCUGUUAUGUUCGCUGCUCCUAGUCCACCCGAACCUUUAACUAAACCAUUAGAGCCAUUGACAAAAAAUCAGUUUCUUCGAGCUUUUAAUUAUUUGUUGAAGAGUGACCCGGAUUUUAUCAACAAACUUCACGAAGCUUACGUUAAAUCAUUUGGUGAAAUACUAUCCUAGAACUAUGACUUUGUUAACUGGUAUGGUUGAAACCCGUCAUGCGGGUUGUGACGGCCGACUGAUUUCAUAGUAUCGAGCGAAACCUAGUAUCUCUAUGUUUCCUAAACAUAGAUGGAACACAAUGUCUUGCUCGAAUUUCAAUUGAACUUGACUGGCAGCCCAAUUUUUGGGAAGAUCAAAUCAUAGAUACAAAUAAAGAUACAUACCUUAAACAGUAUUUUUAUAAGCUAAUACACUUUUUUUCUUAAGAAAAAGAGUAAAAUGGAUCAUGAAUGAGCAACAAGGUAUGAAAACAAGUGGAAAUUGUAAAGGGAAUGAAACUAGGAAUAUGAAAAUUGUACGAUUUUAAACUGUGAUGCCAAAACAUUUAUAUUAUACUAACGUUUUAUGGUUACUAUUUCGAAACGAAACGAGACAAAUUUUCUGAGCUAAUAGAUUACCUAUUUUAUGGAAUAAUGACAUACCCUUCCUAUAUAUCGGGUAUCGAUAUGGUAUGUGUAUGUAAUUGAUAAAAGAAGGAAAAUAAACAGACACCGAUUACUGAAAAAUUAUUUCAAUAUAUUUUAAGUCGAUUUUCGUAUCGAUUUAUCCCUCAUGAAUGACACGUUGUAAAACAAAGUCGUGGUACAUAUUUAAUAAUAUAAUUAUCAUACAGUUAUGUCAUACUAUCACAAUAUAAUAAUAUUUAUAUGGAAUAUGAUUAUUAUGUGAGGAGUACACGAUGUACCAGAAUAACUGAUUUCCGGAAAAAAAAGUAUCUUAUACGAUUU